Neocloeon triangulifer is the source of this 5187-nucleotide messenger RNA. Its product is annotated as endoribonuclease Dicer-like. Gene Ontology annotation, biological process: rRNA processing; siRNA processing; pre-miRNA processing. The record is from RefSeq and is a predicted model, not a curated record. Bases 121 to 4968 code for a protein of 1615 amino acids. NCBI's taxonomy places the organism in Eukaryota, Metazoa, Arthropoda, Insecta, Ephemeroptera, Baetidae. The transcript is spliced from 26 exons. Gene Ontology annotation, cellular component: cytoplasm; RISC complex; nucleus. Gene Ontology annotation, molecular function: protein binding; deoxyribonuclease I activity; ATP binding.
UGUGGGCGUGGUUGGCCAUGUGAGAUGUUAAAUCAACAAUGUUAAAUUUUUUGUUUUGCAGUUGCACCGGAGAGUGUUAUUUUUACGAAUGAGGCUUCCGGCUUAAAACACAAAGUAGACAUGACAGAAGAAGAGGAUUCUGAAUUUGGCAAGAAAAGGCGCACGACUGAACGCAAAGAUUUGGAAGAUGAAGCUGUUGAACAUAGUUUUGAACAUCGCGAGUAUCAGAUUCAAAUGGCAAAAACUGCCUUUGAAAGCAACUCCAUCGUCUAUGUGCCAACUGGUUCUGGCAAAACCUACAUCUCAAUUGUGGUGAUCAAACGUUUUCAUGACGAAAUCAAAAGGCCUUUUUUAGAAAAUGGAAAGAGGAUCAUUUUCACAGCACCGAGAGUUGCUCUGGUCGACCAACAGGCGGACGUCCUUAGGAAAUACACACCCUUUGCCAUUGGAUCCUACAAUGGCUACAUGCAGGUUGAAUUUUGGGACAAAGAUCAGUGGACAGAGGAAUUUGUAAAAAAUCAGGUCUUAGUGAUGGGCAGUCAAAUUCUGCUGGACAUUUUGGACAAAGGGUUCCUGCAGUUGAGCCAAGUCGCCUUGCUCGUCUUUGACGAAUGUCACCAUGCCACAGCCAAUCACCCCAUGAACAUGAUCAUGCGAAUGCACUACAAGGACCAGCCGGGGAUGCCGAGGAUUCUUGGUUUGACUGCCACUUUGAUUAAAAAGAAUAUUGCUCCAGACAAACUAGAGAAAGAAGUUGCCUCUUUGGAGAGCAACUUGCACAGCAAACUAGUGAAACUUGACUCAUUGGAGUUGAUCAAGGGGAUGUAUGCUGACCCAAAAAUUGAAAUCAUCGAGUGUGACCCCGUCCAACAUCAUGAUGUUAUGAAAACAGUGAAAAGACUGAUUACCCUUUUAGAGAAUGACUUGAAGAUGGAAAGCUUAACUGUUAGCUUUCAUGUUGACCCUGAACUUGUAAUACUGGCACCUGGCGAACCAAUGGUGAAGCCUGGCGCUUUCUUUAGAAAAAUCCAGCGCCAGUUGACAGAUAUUUUGGUAGAGAUAGAAGAGUUUGGGAUUUUUGGAGGGAGUAUCGCCAUUCAGUGCCACCGCAACAGGUUGCAGUGCCUUGCCAAUGCUGCCGAGAUCGAGGAAGCAAGACAGUUGUACGCAAUGGUUAUGUCUCAGUUGGAAGUCAUCAGGCAUUUGAUUGAAUCUGCUAUGAGUCAAGAGGCCAGUGAUUCGUUGGAGCAAAUCAACAAAUUCUCGUCGCCAAAAGUACUGAAAUGCAUUGAGAGACUGCGGGCUGAAAUUUUAGAAACUGGAGCUAUCAAAACUUUGAUCUUUGUGGAGAGGAGGCUGAGUGCAAAAAUCUUGUAUACCAUCAUCAAGAUUUUGAGUCUGAAGGAUCCUGACUUUGCACAAAUUAAACCAGACUACAUUGUCGGCCAAGCCGAGAAUGCUUACUGCACUUAUCUGUCUCUCUUGUUAGAUAAACAAACAAGGAAGAGCGUUUUCAAAUUUGCCUCAAAUGAGCUCAACUUGCUGGUAGCCUCGAACAUCUUGGAGGAAGGAAUCGAUAUUCCGUCAUGCAAUUUGGUCAUCAAGUUUGACACAAUCAAGACAUUCUGCUCCUUCAUCCAGAGCAAGGGACGUGCCCGAGACAGGAAUGGAAAGUAUGUUGUGCUCCAAUUAAAACUGGCAGAAAAGAAUUUCAAGAAUGAAAAGAGAAUCUAUGAACAACUGGAGGACAAAUUGCAAGAGCUGCAACAAGUUGAAGAGUUGGAGGAUGUUGUGAUCGAUGAUGUUGCCACUUAUGUUACUCCUGCUGGUGCUAUGGCUACAUCGGAGAAUUCCAUCAGUAUGCUCUACAGAUACUGCUACACCUUGGGAGCCGACAGGUUCUCCAUUCCAGCUCCAAUUUGGUUCUGUAAAAAGGUCAGCCUGUCAGAGAAAUUUGUUUGUGUCCUCUUGCCCAUUCAGUCGAGUUUAGUCGACCCUAUCGAAGGGCCAGUCAGCACCCGAGUUCAGCUUGCGAAGAAGAAGUGCGCACUUGAAGCAAUCAAGCAACUCCACCUAGCCGGCCAGCUGGAUGAUAAUUUGCGGAGCUGCUACUCAAAAGUCCAAGCGGAUAUUAUAACAGACUCGAUUUUGUUCCCCAACUGGAUUAAGGAUGACAAGCAUCCUGAUCUACCUGAUCCUGGCACUAAAAACAGGCGCAGAGUGCACAUGGUCAAAGCACCAUCUCCGUUUAUUGGUUGCGCUCCAGGAUCAGCAUCUGAGGUCUUUGUGCACAGCAUUGAUAUUGAGCCAAUGUACAAUGUUCCUGCAGACGACCAACGACGGAAGACAUUCCUCGAACUGCUCAGCAGUAAAAAUGAGAACUUUGCCAUCCUAGCCUCUAAGAAAUUGCCAACGAUUUGCAAAUUCCCUAUUUUCACCAAUGCUGGAAGAGUUGACAUUUCCAUUGGACGCAGAGUGCACGCAGUUACACUCCAGCAGCAAUUAUUGGACAAAAUCAAAGCUUUCCACAGUUUCCUCUUUGGCAAACUGUUGGAGUUGGACAAAAGCUUUUUGGUUUGGAACUUUGAAAGUGGCUCAAAUAAUUUUCUCAUUGCUCCUGUUACCGAAGAUGGGGAUCUGGAUGAAGUAAAGUUGAGCCGAGACUUCUCAGUGAAUCAUGUUCCUGAAGAAAUUACCAGAUUUGAUGAUCUGCACCUCAAAGUGAUCAUUCCAACCUACAGAACCAAAUCAGUCGGCAACUAUCUUGUAACUGAAGUUCAGUUUGAUGCAAGCCCAAUGACCCCAUUUCCAAAUAACUAUGAUUCAUACAAGCAAUACUUUUCUGAAAAGUGGGGUGCCGAGGUGAAAAUUUUAACCCAACCUUUGGUCAGCGUCAAGCAAAUCACUGCCAAACUUAACUUCCUUAACCCAAAGGGAGAGAUUUUGGUAAUUACGAGGAAAGCUAUGCACGAGAACGACGAAUUUGCCGAGAUCUUCAUUCCAGAGCUUUGUCGGCUCUCCGGACACAAUCACCUAGUCAGUGCUGAGAUUUGGCUGAAGGCAGUGUUCCUGCCUUCAAUUUUGCACAGGACAAGCGUCCUUCUUCAUGCCAACGACCUGCGCUCUUCGAUCAACAGGGAGUGCAGACUCGGCUCUGUAGAAGUGGCCAAAUGGGAGGAUUUUAUUGCCCUGCCGACGAGAAAGGCUCCUGUAGCUGAGACCAGUCCCAAGUCACAAGGCUUUGGUUUGCCGAGACUUCAAUGUCAUGUGCCUAAAGUGAAUGAAAGCAAUUGUCCGUGGGGAGAGAAGGACCCUAUCGACCCUGACAAACUUUUGUUUGAAGGCGUCAGUUGGGGCCAGCUGGAGGAAUUUUCCGCCUUCACCUCGUCCUCUCUGGUGCAGGAUAAAAACCUCUCUACAAAAGACAAUGAUUACUUUUUUCAAAGAGAUCAAAGUGUCACUGUUUACCCAAUCAAAAUGCUAACUCCAGACGAGGAAAGUUUGCAAAGAGGACCCGAGUUGAGGACAAUGUAUGCCGCAAUCACCACAACGUCUGCCAAUGAUUCGGUGAACAUGGAACGACUCGAAACCCUUGGGGAUGCAUACCUGAAAUUGAUUACCUCCUUGUACCUAUUUACAACUUACGAUGUGUCGGAAGGGAUUUUGACUCAUGCAAAAGGUAAACUGGUUGGAAACAGGAACCUCCUCUACUGCGCCCUCAAAAAGGGAAUUCCCAACAUCUUGAACCACAAACAGUUUGAGCCAAAAUCUGACUGGGCGGUUCCAAAUUUGAGUGUGCCUAAUAAACUUGUCUACCUGAUCAAUGCAUCUGAAAUCAGCCCUGGUGUUUUGAAUUCUAUUGUUUUCAAUGAGGAGGAAAAAUUCUCAGGAGAAAUUAACGUGCAGUACAUUCGCGAGGUAUUUGAAAACUACGAGGAAGACAAUCCCAGUGAGACAACUCUUGUUGCAUUCUUGAACCAGCUUGUGAUCCCAGACAAGAACAUUGCUGAUUGUGUUGAAGCUGUUCUUGGUUCGUACAUUGAGACGUGUGGACCAGUUUUGGCCGCAUCUGUUGUGACUUGGUUCGGAAUUCUGCCUGACUCUGCCAAGAGUAUCAUGAGUGAUCCUGUCCCAUCGAACAUAAAAAAUGCAACAAUCCCUGACCCUGAGAGCUUUUCCAACUUGCACCUGCUUGAAGCAGAGAAAUUGGAAACUGUCCUCGACUACAAGUUCAAAAACUGCAGCUUCUUGCUGGAGGCCCUCACACACCCUUCAUACGUUUUAAACAGACUGACCAACUCAAAUCAGAGGUUGGAAUUCUUAGGAGACGCAGUCUUAGACUUCCUCGUUACUGCUCACAUUUAUGAGAAGUUUGCUCACCUCAACCCAGGUGAAAUGACUGAUCUAAGAUCUGCUCUGGUCAACAAUGUCACUUUUGCAUCUCUGGCUGUCCGAUAUGGAUUCCACACAUUCCUGUUGGAAAAUAAUCCAACCCUUGCUAGCAGAAUUGAAAAUUUUGUCGAGUUCCAACAGAGAAACAACCACAAAAUUAGUGAUGAUCAUCUGUUGCUGAUUCAAGAAUGCAACGUCAGCAUUGGAAUUGCGCUGGAAGUUCCAAAGGUCUUGGGCGAUAUUUUUGAAAGCAUCGUCGGAGCCGUUUUCUUGGACUGUGGUAAAGAUUUUGUGGAGACGUGGAGAGUUAUCUAUCCUCUGAUGAAAUUUGCAAUUGAUCUGUUUGGUACCACAGUGCCUAAAAAUGCUGUUCGAAAGUUGCACGAGAGUGUCGCAGCACAUGAUCUUGAAAUUGGGAAGCCAUACAGCAUUGAUGGAAUUAAUGGUGUUCAGGUCAAAAUUGUGAUAUACAAGAAUGGUGAGAAAGUUUCCUGUGUCGGGAGCGGUGCCAACAAACAUGAGGCAAAACGAGCUGCUGCAAAGGGUGCUUUGAGACUCUUCUUUGGUGAAAGCUAAGCUAUACAUCAUAUGAGAAUUUACUGUUUCUGUUGCAUUAAUGCAAUAUUUGAAGUUUAAGCAUUUAAAAUCAAAUUUCCUGUUCUUAUGAUUCUUCCGAUAUGAGCUUCCUUUUGCUUGUAGUCUUUCAAACACAAAGAGUUUGACAUUUAAUUUUAAAUUUUAUAAUGCUUGUUAUAAACAUCAGAGUCAAAGCCAAUAAAGAAAAUUUGACUUGAG